Talaromyces rugulosus is the source of this 1065-nucleotide messenger RNA. RefSeq lists its product as uncharacterized. Gene Ontology annotation, cellular component: cytoplasm. Lineage: Eukaryota; Fungi; Ascomycota; Eurotiomycetes; Eurotiales; Trichocomaceae. The transcript has a single exon. The coding region runs from base 1 to 1065 and encodes 354 amino acids. The record is from RefSeq and is a predicted model, not a curated record.
AUGCUCGUGCUUCCAGAAGACCAACUCAACCAACUUCUCCUAAACCUGGACCAAACACAAUGCGAGACAAUCCUCCAAACCCUUUCAGACGCCCUGGCUACAUGCUCCGCGCAAGCAAAAUCUAUUGAUCAAAACCAACAACAACAAAUCCACCAGCCGCUGCGCAGCAGCAUCGUGACCAACCAUGGCGACACGACGCUGUUCAUGCCUGUCUCCGACACUCUAUCCACAGGCAUAAAAGUCGUUGCAGUCCCGCACAACGGACCUAUUCGCGGGGUAAUUAAUGUGCUCUCAGCACAAGGCGCCUUAUUGGGCGUGAUUAGCGCUGCGGAAGUUACCGCUUUUCGCACGGCGUUGGCGACAAUGACGCUGUUUAGUCGAUGCAAAGGACUUUUCUCUAAAUCAAGGGUAAUAGUUUUUGGCGCAGGGCGGCAGGCUGAGUGGCAUGCUCGUCUAGCCCUGUUACUGAGCGCAACAGAGAUUGAGGCGAUCACGUUCAUUAACCGUGGGCAAGAUCGUCUCGACCAGAUGAUGGCCGGCUUGCUUCCAGAUCUGAAACAGCGUUACCCAAAUCUCAAGGUCAAUGCGUAUGCGAAAUCUUCAUUGGCCCCAGGGGAGUAUGUGUCUCGGCUCAAUUCGGAUUUGGCUGAGAGUAGUGUCUUGUUUUGCUGCACCCCUUCCACGGAACCGCUGUUUGCGUAUGACACUAUUGCUGCCAACAAUAGGCGCCGGUUCAUUUCCAUGAUUGGCUCGUAUAAGCCACAUAUGCAAGAGAUUGACAAGCAGACACUACUUUCUGGUACCGAGGGGAGGAUCUAUGUAGACUCAAAACACGCAUGUCUCAAAGAGGCCGGAGAGCUGAUCAUGGCUGGUGUUCAAGAAUCUCAGCUCGUGGAAGCCGGAGAUGUUUUUGGUCAAGACCCAAACUUGGUGGUAGAAAAGGGCCCCGGGGCUGGGAAUAUAGUGUUCAAGUGCGUGGGUAUGGGUAUUAUGGAUUUGGUUGUAGCAAAGACGUUGCUCGACAUGGGUGCUGAAAAGGGACUCGGGACAAAAGUUGACUUUUGA